UGGCUCUGUGGGGAUGAAGAAGGGAGGCUUGUGCUAUUCAAGAAAAAGAAACAAGGAAGAAGAACCGGUCGGUCGGCAAUUUUAUGAUUUGAGGAAGACGGGAUUUUCCCUGAAUCUUGGAUCCCAUUGAUACGAUAUAGAUAGAUAGAGAGUGAGAGAGCCGCCAUUGAUACAUUGCUUGCUUCUUCUGCUUCCAACUCCAGCUCCAGCUCCAUCUUUCUCAACUAAUCCAAGGAAAUAAGGGCUAAUGUGGUCACGCUAUGCAAAACAUCAAUUCCAAUCCUUAAAUGGUGCAAGCAAAUUCUCCAGAUUACAAUGGUUCGCCCCAUUUUGUUCUUUGUCAGACAGUCCACAAAAGAAGUCAAAGCUUGCUCCCUUACAGGAACGGAGAAUGAUAGACCGAUUUAGGCUAUUGGCUAAAGGUGGUGAUGGUGGCAAUGGCUGUUGCAGCUCUCGCCGUGGUAGAAAUGAUCGUCAUGGUAAACCUGAUGGAGGCGAUGGAGGAAAAGGUGGUGAUGUAAUACUAGAAUGCUCUACUCGAGUUUGGGAUUUCAGCGGCCUGACACAUCAUAUUAAUGCAAAAAGAGGAGGUCAUGGAGCUUCAAAGAAAAUGAUAGGAAGCCGAGGGACAGAUAAGGUGGUACAAGUUCCUAUAGGCACUGCAAUUCAUCUUAUUGAAGGCAAACUUCCUUCUGUAGCAAAACCGAGUUCGGUGACACCUAUUGACCCCUGGGAUAUGCCUGGCUCACUAGACAAUGUUUCCUCUGAACUAAACGCAGAAUGUUUCACCUCUAGCAAAAUGAGUCCAAGAAAUGGAAACCUACAAACAACACAAAAUUCAUAUGCUAUUCCACUUACUCAGACAUCUAGUUCUUACAAGAGUUCCAAAAGCCCCUCGUCAAAUUUUGCCUCUUGUAAUACACAAGACGGUAGUGAUAUCUCCCAAGAAGAAUGGGAUGAAGAGGAAGAAGAAGAAAAGGAAUACAUACAGUACAAUGUUGCAGAAUUAAUAGAAGCUGGACAAAGGCUAAUUAUUGCUUGUGGGGGAGAAGGUGGAUCUGGCAAUGUUUCAUCUUCAAAAUUUAAUAAGAAUGAAACGGAUCUUGAAGGAUCUGAGGAAGAUGAAUCUCCAUCUUCCAUACACGCUGGGACCCCGGGAUCUGAGGUUCUACUCUUGUUGGAGCUGAAGAGCAUUGCCGAUGUGGGUUUUGUAGGAAUGCCAAAUGCAGGUAAAAGUACUCUACUAGGAGCAAUAUCAAGGGCUAAACCGAAAGAUGGGCACUAUGCGUUCACAACCUUGAGGCCAAAUCUCGGGAAUCUAAACUACGAUGAUUUGAAAAUCACAGUGGCUGACCUACCGGGUCUUAUAAAGGGAGCUCAUGAGAAUCGUGGGUUGGGACAUGCUUUUCUACGUCAUAUUGAGCGUACCAAGGUUCUUGCUUAUGUUCUUGAUUUGGCAGCAUCGUUGGAUGGACGUAAAGGAACUCCGCCAUGGGAACAGUUAAGAGAUCUGAUUAUGGAGCUUGAGCUUUAUCAAGAAGGUUUGUCGGAAAGGCCUUGUUUGAUAGUUGCAAAUAAAAUAGAUGAAGAAGGGGCUGAGGAAAUGUUUGAAGAACUCAAAAGAAGGGUGGUUGGUGUCCCUAUUUUUCCAGUAUGUGCUGUUCUGGAGGAAGGAGUGUCUGCGUUAAAAAAUGGUCUUAGGAUGCUUGUUAAUGGUGAACAGUCGGAAAAAUUAUAUUUAGAUUCUAUUGAGGUUGAUUAGUUUGUUUGUUAUCUUUAUUGCCUGCUUGAAAAUUUGAGAGCCGGUUAGCUCUUGUUUUAUUAAUUGGUUAAAUUGUUUGUUCUUUUAUAAGAAAAUAAGUCUGAAAUAUGUUUUUGUUUUCUUUGGCCAUUGAUGUUUCUAUUCCUACUA
Molecule: messenger RNA, 1912 nt
Organism: Impatiens glandulifera
Lineage: Eukaryota; Viridiplantae; Streptophyta; Magnoliopsida; Ericales; Balsaminaceae
Product: probable GTP-binding protein OBGM, mitochondrial
Exons: 6
Coding region: 248-1762 (504 amino acids)
Cellular component (GO): mitochondrion
Molecular function (GO): GTPase activity; magnesium ion binding; GTP binding
Source: RefSeq, a predicted model, not a curated record